AUGAAAAUUGGUGUUGUUUCACAGGGAUCAGGUUCAUCUUAUGUAGAAAUGGAAAAUACAAAAGUUUUAUGUACAAUACAUGGACCACGUGCAACACAAAAGACAGAAUUAUUUGAAACAGCUAAAUUAAAUUGUGAAUUAAAGUAUACAACAUUUUCAAGUACAACGGAAAAGAUUGAUUAUGUGGAGAAUAGUAAAGAAAAAGAUUUAAGUUUAUUGAUAAGUCAAUCGAUAAUCGGGUCUAUCAGGUUGGAGAAAUAUCCAAAGACCGCUAUCGACAUUUACAUAUUGGUAUUGAAUGAUGAUGGUAACGUGUUGGUGGCAUCUAUCACUGCUGCAACUAUGGCAUUGGCAGACGCAGGUGUGGAAAUGUUUGAUAUGGUUUCAUCAUGUUCGGUAUCCUGUACAAAAGAUAACAGAACAUUAAUUGAUCCUACCACUCUCGAAGAAACCAUACCAAGCUCAUCAACUGUUUUAGUCGCAAAAAUGCCAUCACUAAAUGAAAUCACUCAAAUCAUUCAAACUGGUGAAUUACAAUAUACAAAUGUUUUAGAAUGUGUUGAUCUUUGUAUUGAUGGUUGUGAUAAAAUUUAUUCAAUUAUGAAACAAAAUUUAAUAGAUUCAUUAUUACAAAAACAACAACAACAAAAAUAA
Molecule: messenger RNA, 654 nt
Organism: Dictyostelium discoideum AX4
Lineage: Eukaryota; Evosea; Eumycetozoa; Dictyosteliales; Dictyosteliaceae
Exons: 2
Coding region: 1-654 (217 amino acids)
Cellular component (GO): cytoplasm; nucleus
Source: RefSeq, a predicted model, not a curated record